AUAAUUUUACAAUGAAUCUUGACGUAGCUAACAGGAAAAAUGAAAAGGGAAUUUUCCUCAAUCUCUUUCCCCGAUGACUCGAGCAUCGUGUACGCUUCAUAAAUCGAUAUAAAAAAAUGUGCGAACAUUAAAAUCUGUUCGAAGGGCACGUUGAAUAUAUAAAGAUUAUUAUUCGGUAAAAAAUAAUGUACGUAUAGUUUUAAAGAAAAUCGGAGUUAUUUAAAUGAUUAGUUUAUUAUUCGACAAAAUUGUGGCUGGUGGGGAACCAGUUGCCCUUGACUCCGGUCAUUAUAUCAGCGACAUCGUCAGUUGGAAUCUUACUUUCAGGCGCAUCGGUUGUAAUUUUAAACUGGCGCCGAAAAAUUAAUACAUAUCUAAAAUCACGACAUAUCAAGAAACAUCUCAGUGAGGUUUGAUACAUUUACUCUUCACUACGCUCAGUAUUAGUUGCAGCGACAGAUAACUCAUGAGAAAUGAUUAAAUCAUCCGUUUUAUGUGUCUUCUCUCAAGUGUUGAUACUUGGUUUGAUUAUUACUCAUGCCGGAGGACAAUCGGAUUGUGUAUCACCAAAUGGUGUGGCUGGCAGAUGCAUUGGAAUACGACAGUGUCCACAACUUUUGGCUCUUCUUCAAAGUGUUCCCCUUACGACAGAAACUGCAAAUUUUUUAAGACAGUCAGGCUGUGGUUUUGAGGGUAGCGAUCCUCUAGUUUGUUGCACAGAGAAUCGAAACAAUAAUUUCGAAACCCUAGAGCGUGAUGCAGUGAGCGAUCCAAACGCACAGUAUAAUUUUUCUAACAAUCCUUUGUUACCCUCCGAUUGUGGCAAAGACCUGUCUUCGAGAAUCAUAGGUGGAGAACGCACGGAUAUCGACGAAUUUCCUUGGAUGACACUCCUAAUAUACCGUAAACCAAAUGGACACACUGCGGCUUGCGGCGGAACUCUGAUCAACCAACGUUACGUUUUAACGGCAGCUCAUUGCGUGAAGGGUAAGGACAUACCAAAAUCAUGGCGCUUGGAUAGUGUCCGGUUAGGCGAAUACGACACUAACAGCAACCCUGAUUGCGUGACGGAUGGCGAAGACGGCAUGGUCUGUGCCGACGCAGUUGUCAACGUUGGCAUCGAGGAGCAAAUCAGUCACGAAAAAUAUGAUCCGCUAAGAAGAGAUCAAAGAUACGAUAUUGCUCUCCUAAGGUUAAAUCGUGACGUUCAGUUUACGAAUUAUAUUAAACCAAUAUGUCUACCACCUACUGCUUCUAUGGGACGGAAACUGUUCGUUGCCGGUUGGGGAAAAACGGAAACUGGAUAUUCGUCAAACGUCAAACUGAAAGUUUCUGUACCGCUUGUCGACGAAGAACAAUGCAAGAAUAGAUACAACUCGGUACGAGUGCCGCUUGGGUUCGGACAGAUUUGUGCAGGUGGUCAGUCAGGUAAAGAUUCGUGCACCGGAGAUUCUGGAGGUCCUUUGAUGACCAUGGAAAGACGAAGCGACGGUAACGGUAGGUGGGUCGUUGUCGGUGUCGUCUCCUUCGGUCCAUCGCCGUGCGGCAUGUUAAACUGGCCCGGUGUUUAUACCAAAGUAAUCGAUUAUGUUCCAUGGAUACUCAGCAAAUUGAGAGCUUACGUCGAUAUCGUAGUGAACUUGCAUCUCAAAGGCAAGAAUUAUCGCAAAGUUUAUAGAGAUAAAAUUAAAGCCCCGAGAACGAUUUUAAAUUUGUUGGAAGAAAAGCGGAAUAGAAGGUUGACAUUCGGAGCCAGCAUGAUCCAUCACGCGCUAUUGUUUCUACUUCUGGUUCUGCACGAGAUCAGUGCGCAAAGUCAAUGCUACACUCCCCAAAACAAAGUUGGCACUUGUAUUAAUAUACAUCAGUGCCAACCAUUGAUAGAAAGAUUGACAAAACAGCAACCAGUGACCAAAGAGUUGCGCGAUUAUUUGAUUAGUUUACAAUGCGGCUUCGAAGGUAUAAAUCCGAAAGUGUGCUGCGAACAACAGACAUCAACGGGCACAUCGAACGUGGGAGCCCAGGCGCCCGAUCCUCCGAAUGUUGCUAAUCACGUGAACUUGCGGUUAUUGAACGACGCUUCGUGUGGACCAGUUCCGCAACAAAAAAUUGUUGGCGGUAAAAAAACUGGCGUAUUCGAUUUUCCAUGGAUGGCGUUACUAAGUUACAGCAUUGCGGGAAAUAAGCUGGAAUUUCGAUGCGGCGGAUCGUUAAUCAACAAACGAUACGUGCUCACGGCCGCUCAUUGUGUUACCGGUUUAAAGCAUGAUAUGAGGUUGGUGGGAGUGCGAUUAGGAGAGCACGAUUUCAGCACGGAACGUGACUGCGACAAAGAAGCAGACGGUGUCGAGGUGGUCUGCGCUGAAAAGUAUCAGGACUUUGGUAUAGAAAGCGUUCACUCUCAUUCGAGAUACUUGCGCGACAAACUGCAAAACGAUAUUGCUUUGAUACGAUUGGACAGGGACGCUGAUCUUAGACCAGAAAGUGUUCGACCGAUUUGUAUGCCAAUAGGAACAGCCGCUACCUUGACUAAAACAAAAGUGGUGGUAACGGGUUGGGGCAUUACGGGAAAACCAAACCGUAAUUAUGAGUUGCUGCAAGUACAGUUACCAGUGGUCGAUAUAAACACGUGUGCAAAAAAAUAUGAAAAGAGAGUGCAAGUAUGGUACAAACAGAUGUGUGCCGGUGGCAACGAAGGCAAGGAUUCUUGCAAUGGAGAUAGCGGUGGACCGCUUCAAGCACUGGCAGUAUACAAUGGCAAUGUGACAUAUGUACAAUAUGGAAUUGUCAGUUUUGGGCAACAAAAUUGUGGCACGGCAGGAUUUCCCGGUGUUUAUACUAAAGUUGUAUAUUAUAUGGACUGGAUUUUAGAUACCAUUAGGGAGUAAAUUAACAUAUGUGAACAGAGUUUAAAUUAUUGAUCAAGUUGCAUUUAUACAGCUAAUAACUUAACACGUAAUAUUUCUUUUACGCGUUCCAUGAAUUACACUGGAAGCAACAUUGUUUACCCGAAUAUAUCCUGUGUUCUACUUUUGAGGUUGUUACUCGCAAUAACGGAUACGUUACGAUUAUACAUAAUUACAUAUACAUACAUAUUGGUCUCAUCUACUAUUCAACAUGUUUGCCUUGGACCCACUUUUUUAUGUAAUUACAUUAAUAUGAAUUUUAAGUAAUUGAAUUUCUAUUUUUGCUACAUGUAUAGAAUAAAAUAUAAAACCUUACAGAUAAUAAAUACGACUGUUUUUAAGA
Messenger RNA from Megachile rotundata (alfalfa leafcutting bee), 3249 nucleotides. RefSeq lists its product as uncharacterized. The record is from RefSeq and is a predicted model, not a curated record. Lineage: Eukaryota; Metazoa; Arthropoda; Insecta; Hymenoptera; Megachilidae. Gene Ontology annotation, biological process: proteolysis. Gene Ontology annotation, molecular function: serine-type endopeptidase activity.